AUACUGAAUACAGUACUCUUUAGUUAGUGGUAGUUACAGAAUACAGAGGAGUGCAGAAUGUUUUAAUAGUGAAACCUCUAAACAGGUUUUUAAGUGAAGAAAACCGGUGUAUAUCUGUGAAUAAAUGUGUCAAAUAUAGGAUAUUACUUAAAACAGAUUAACUGCACUUAUUUAAUAAAAGGCACCACUACUUACUAACACAAGAUGUCCGUAUUAGGAAUGGUAUCAGCCGUAGCGGGCUUUGUCAAAGUCCGCUACUUGGUUGAUAAAGCUCUAAUUGACAAUAUGGUGUUUAGAGCCCACUAUAGAGUCACCUCUGCCAUAUUGUUUUUAUGCUGUAUCAUCGUUACUGCGAAUAAUCUAAUUGGUGACCCCAUUCAGUGCAUCAACGACAGGGGUGUGCCAGGUCAUGUAAUAAAUACGUUUUGUUGGAUAACACACACUUUUACGUUACCCCACGAACAAGGAAAACGCGUCGGCACCGAGGUUGCUCAUCCUGGUCUUGGUAAUGAAAAUCAGGAUAAGAGAUACCACAGCUACUACCAAUGGGUUCCUUUCGUUUUAUUCUUCCAGGGGGUGCUCUUUUACAUUCCUCAUUGGUUGUGGAAAAAUUGGGAGCAAGGAAAAAUUCGCAUGAUCACCGAGGGUAUGAGAGGAUCGAUGGUUGGAGUUGGUGAGAAGGCAGAGAGAGAACAUAGACAGAAUAGACUCGUACAAUAUCUUAUAGAAACGAUGCACAUGCAUACUUCCUAUGCAUUCGGAUACUUUAUUUGUGAAGCUCUAAACUUUGUUAAUGUGAUGGUAAACAUAUUCAUGACUGACAAAUUCCUUGGUGGAGCGUUCCUAACCUACGGCACUGACGUAGUUUCCUUUUCGAACAUGAAUCAAGAAAACCGCACGGAUCCCAUGGUAGCGAUCUUUCCAAGGGUAACAAAAUGUACAUUCCACAAAUUCGGUCCUUCGGGAUCAAUUCAAAAGCAUGACGCCCUCUGUGUGUUGGCCUUGAACAUUCUCAAUGAGAAGAUUUACAUUUUCCUAUGGUUCUGGUUUAUUAUUUUAGCUAUACUAUCUGGAUUGGCUAUUGUGUAUUCGGCAGCUGUGGUAUUACUACCUAGUACAAGAGAAACGAUUUUGAAGAGGAGAUUCAGAUUCAAGGUACCCAAUGCUGUUGAGACCAUUGUUAGAAAAACACAGGUUGGUGACUUCCUUUUGAUCCAUUUACUGGGACAAAACACAAACCAAUUGGUAUUUGGCGAAAUUUUAGACGAAUUCGUAAGAAGACUGAAUUUCGGUAGCAACAGCAACUUACCGUCUGCCCCCAGCACUCUAGAACUGAGUCCAAUGUAUCCAGAAAUAGUUAAGUUCAAAGAGACGGAAGCCUAAUUCUACAAAUGCAAUUGACUUCACGAAGAAAGUUAGACAUUAAGAGACGUUUUGAAUGGGAUGUAGACUACGAGCCCAUUACUUUUAAGAAUUGUAUGUAAGACAACGACAUAUUUUAUAGUUUAAUUCUAGAUAUAUACUUAUUUCUGUAAUUUAUAAGCUAUUUUAUAUUAUUAACUUUAAUUCGCCAUAAUUAAGAGCUGUAGAUCUCCAAAUUAGUGUAUUUUCUACUUAUUAUGUGAUUAUUAAGUAAUUGAUAUAACUGCUUUUGCAGGCUUUACGAAUUUUAUUGGGACCAAUUUAUAAUGUAUACAAAUGUUUACUAGAUCAGUAUAUAUGAUAUAUAUUCUUUAGAUGCAAUAGACAUACUUUUUUGUAGACAAGUGCCUUUUUCAAUAAAUAUUUUUGGU
This is a messenger RNA of Diabrotica balteata, 1793 nucleotides long. NCBI's taxonomy places the organism in Eukaryota, Metazoa, Arthropoda, Insecta, Coleoptera, Chrysomelidae. The record is from the annotation of a GenBank genome assembly.